Molecule: messenger RNA, 2949 nt
Organism: Mauremys reevesii (Reeves's turtle)
Lineage: Eukaryota; Metazoa; Chordata; Testudines; Geoemydidae
Gene: MIGA1
Product: mitoguardin 1
Exons: 17
Coding region: 276-2078 (600 amino acids)
Biological process (GO): mitochondrial fusion
Source: RefSeq, a predicted model, not a curated record
AGUAGAUCUUCUGUCUGUCUCCUAGCAGCGGGCGGGCAGAUGAGGGCGCUGCUGGGGCAGGGCACUGGUUGCUGUUCUCACCGCUGGCAGAUGGUCUCCCCUACCAUAUGAUGAACUACUUGACAGAUACCAAAUGGCCUGUCUCUACAACUGACCCUACAGCCUGUCUGUGUGGGCCUUCUGCUUUUUUGUUUACUCCAACUGAGAGAUACCAUGUGUGACUAAAAUGUUUUCGAGGUAGUUUCACUUAAUGAGGUUAUGGGAGAGAAGGAACCAUGUCAGAAGAAGCUGUUAGUGAGACACACUUUUCUUUGAGGACAGCAGCUUUACGGGUAUUUGAUUUUCCCCUUUCCUGGUAUUAUUCUGUCAUCCAGGUAAAACUUUCUCCUGGGUUGAAGAAGCUGGUUGUAGUAACAGCAGUAAGUGCAGUUUCUGUAAUUUUUCUGGCACAUCAUUUUAAAAGAAAACGUGGAAAGAAAAACACAGAAGUGUCACCAUGGGAGCCAGGCCAUCUUGUAUUAGAAUGUACUAAAACAGCUGCAUCAGAAAAAGGUUCCAGUUGUUCCAGUAGCAGACAAAACUUGACUCUUUCCUUGAGUUCAGCCAAAGAAAAAGGAUCUCAGUCUUGUGUUUAUGCAAAUGGAGGACUUUUCAGUAAAUAUUCUGGUUCAGUACAAAGUUUGGCCUCGGUCCAAAGUGUCACCUCCUCUCACAGUUGUGCUUGUGCCAAUUCCAGUUCCUGGGACAAAGCAGAUGAAGAUAUUAAACUUGUAAAUAUUCCAGUGACCACACCUGAAAACUUAUACUUGAUGGGUAUGGAGCUUUUUGAAGAGGCACUACGUCGAUGGGAGCAGGCACUGACUUUCCGUAGCAGACAGGCUGAAGAUGAAGCAAAUUAUAGUUCCAUCAAACUAGGAGCAGGAGAUGCCAUUGCAGAAGAGAGUGUAGAAGAUAUCAUUAGUGCUGAAUUCAUUCAUAAGCUUGAAUCCCUGCUUCAAAGAGCUUAUCGUCUUCAGGAGGAGUUUGAGGCAACCCUUGGGGCAUCUGAUCCUUCUUCCCUAGCUAAUGAUAUUGAUAAAGAUACCGAUAUAACGGUGAAGAAUACUACAGAAGAUUUCUGUCUGCGAGAUACACUGAGCAUUGCAUCAACAGACUCCUUUGUUUCAGCAGCUGAGCUUACUGAACACAGAGAGAUCCGAAAUACCUAUGGUCUAGAGUCUCUUUGCCAUUGUCCAUUAUAUGAAGAAGCUAUGCACUUAGCAGAAGAGGGCAAAAUUUAUUCCAGAAUAUUAAGGACUGAAAUGUUGGAGUGUUUGGGGGACAGUGACUUUCUUGCUAAGCUUCACUGUAUUCGACAGGCUUUUCAGGUAAUUCUUUCAGAAACAGCUAACAGAGUAUUUCUUGCUGAGAGUGGAAGAAAAAUUUUGUCUGCUUUAAUUGUGAGAGCUCGAAAGAAUCCAAAGAAAUUUGAAGAGGUCUUUGAUGAAAUGAUACAUUUUUUAGAGCAAACAGACCACUGGGAUAAUACUGAAAUGGAACUUGCUGCCAGGGGGGUGAAAAAUCUAAAUUUUUACGACAUUGUUCUGGACUUUAUAUUAAUGGAUUCCUUUGAAGAUUUAGAGAAUCCACCCACAUCUAUUCAGAAUGUAGUAAACAACCGCUGGCUUAAUUCCUCUUUUAAAGAAACUGCUGUGGCUUCAAGCUGCUGGUCAGUACUGAAGCAAAAAAGGCAGCAAAUGAAGGUACCUGAUGGGUUUUUUGCACACUUCUAUGCCAUUUGUGAGCAUGUCAGUCCUGUUUUGGCAUGGGGCUUUUUGGGACCUAGAAACUCUCUUUAUGAUUUAUGCUGCUUCUUUAAGGAUCAAGUUCUUUACUUCCUCAAAGACAUUUUUGACUUUGAAAAGGUGCGAUAUUCAACUAUGGAAAAUUUAGCUGAAGAUCUUAUGCAAUUGCUAAUGCGUCGCACUGAACUUUUAAUGGCCUACCUUGGAGCCGAUUCACUAAGGCAUGUCAGUGAUUGCAUAAAUGGUCAUGGACACAUCAUGGCCAAUGGGCUUUUGGAAGAAAAAGUACAAUAAGCUUAAAAAAAAACCUAAAUUGAGUGCACCUUGCCUUUUUUCCCCCUCCAGUGCUGUCAUUGCUAUUUUUGAGCAAACAUCUGAAAAUGUAACUGUGUUGCUAAAUAUGGAAUGGACUCAGGGAGAUUAAAAAAAAAUUUUAGGAAAAGAACUGGUGAGCAUAUUACAGUAUAUAUACCUAAAUUAAAAAUCACAGCUCAGCUGUCUCUGUAUUUAUAUAUAAUGUACCCCAAAGUUUUUUUUCUGCAAUAUUUGGGUAAAAUUUAUUUAUAAAAUACUGUACAUUUGCCACAGAUAUUAUGUGAUAUGUGGUAUAUGGAGAUAUUAGAUGAGUUUGUCUUUAAACCUUAUUAUAUGAAAUGUUCAGUACAAACUCUGCAAUGUACUUUGUCUAGGAAGUGUUUCAGCCAAGGUAUACACGUCUUUCAACUUAUUAUGUGAUACACCUGCAAAAAAAAAGGAAAAAAAAAAAACUUUACAAAAUAUUUAACUACGCCCUAAAAUUGUGUUCGUGUAUGUAAGCAGUCAUUUUGUAUUGAAACAUAAUGGAGUAAAUGCAGUCACCAUUUGGGCAGGUGAAAAUAACAUGAAAAACUCAAUGCUAAUUGGUGUUGGCUUAAAAUAUGUAAAUACAUCAUCACUGAGGUUGACAUUUGAAAUCACUAGUGUGAGAUCACUAUUUGGUAUAUUCUAAAAGUAAUGACAGUUUUUUCAGGUUAAUUAAUUGGUUUAAAACUCAUCUUUCUAGGUUUUUAAAACAAUGCAGUUAUGAAUAAACUAGUAUAAUUCUUGGUUCAAAUGUAGCAUUUUAACUAUAUUUUAAAGUAAGGCUGUAUGAUAAAACCUAAAGACAUGUUGUUUCUCAAUUAAA